Molecule: messenger RNA, 3989 nt
Organism: Rhopilema esculentum
Lineage: Eukaryota; Metazoa; Cnidaria; Scyphozoa; Rhizostomeae; Rhizostomatidae
Product: microfibril-associated glycoprotein 4
Source: RefSeq, a predicted model, not a curated record
CAAUCGCAUCUUUGAAAUUUGUAAAUUUUUAGAGUUCGUUUACAUUUGCUCUAAUGAAGCCCCGUAUGCCGGGGCAAAAUAUUAGCCAUCACUAAUUUGUGUGUUUGUUGUUCUUUAUUCUGGAUUUGUCGACAAAGCACCCCUAGAUGCCAAAAUUCAUCGUUUUUGCAAUUGAAUUAUUUUUCAAGGGGAGUGUCACGCCCCACGCAUCCCCCUAUAGCGACGGGCCUGCCAAAGAUGUUGAAGUCAAAAGAUAAACUCCCACACAUUACAUGUUCUAUGGAAAAACUAACCAGGAAAAUGAAUAGGAUAUACGCUGGAAGAAAGAACAUGCAAAGGAAUUUUAACAUUCCAUUCAUAAUUUUGAUGUAGUAGAUUAUAUAUACAAGGUUCUUAAAAAGGCUAUAGGGUCUGGUCUAAAACAAAUCUGAUCUAAAAAGUUGUGGAGAGAUUAUGUUUGUACGUACAGACCCCAAGGAAUAACAGAUGUUGAAAAUAAGCAACCUGAGUUUAUCUUCGUGAAGGAAUGAUGGAUUGAUCCAAGCUGGCUGUAGUAGAUAUGGUGUUGAAAAAGCUAAUUGAAAACCAUAUAAAGCAUCUGAACCUGACGAAAUCAAACCCCUUAUUAUGAAGCAACAUUCAAUGGGUAAAGGCAUUGGAGAACAGACAGUUGUAAGCGAAGAACAAAAUCCUUACGCUGUUAAUAUAAUAUCUGGAGUUCCUCAAGCCUCUAUCUUGGACCCUUGCCUGUUCCUGCUGCAUAUAAAUGUUUUACUGGAAGUCUUAAGCUGCAGGGUACGGUUAUUUGUGGAUGAUACAAUCAGCAUAUCUAGCAGUAGAUCAGAGAGAGCACAGAAGAGCUCCAGAAAGAUCUAGAUCAAAUUUGCAAAUUGGAGGGAGACUGGCCAAUAUAAUUUUCUCAGGAUAUGAGCAAGAUGCUGAUAGUAACAAGGAAGAAGAAUUAAGUCUUACGAUAUUGAUAAAUUGCCUUUUUUGUUGUUUUAAAUUACCUUAGGUCCCCGCAUAUUGGUUCAGCAUAUCAACCAACCUCUUCCCUUGCUGUUAUCCUUGCAUUGCAACUGUACAAAGCUUUAUCAAACGGCUGUACAUGCUGUACCUAAUCAUAAUAAACGUAUAUAUUUCCUCACCUGCAAAGACAGCAGUACCAACUUGCACUGCUCCUUCCUUAGAAGCGAACUUGGGUAUUUAGUGUAUGCUCGAAAAAAGCUUAAAGUCAACAGCUGGAAGAAAAUCUUCAGUCUUUAUAGAAUCAUACAGUUAGAAAGUUCAAUAUUCAUCUUCAGAAGCAAUAUUUAUUCAACUUGUAGCAAUUUUGCAGGGGUGACGUUUCUAUUCCACACGCUAAAUUUUAGAGUUCCACAAGUGCCAUGCUUUGGCCCAAUUCUAUUUUGAUUCGUGGUAAUUGUUCCUUGGGGAUGCUUAGAUAAGCUGGCCCUUCCAUUGAUAGCAGAACACGGUUAAAAAAUUAUGAUCAAAAAACUUUUUUGUUGCGAGAACUGAACUUCUGCAUGGUCAAAGAUUGGAGUUUAUAUUGAGGAAAAAAUUAAAGGAGUACCGCCAUUUUAAAAUUCUUGUCAACUGCGCAGAAAACGGAUGUAAAAUAUGCAAAGACCAGAAAAACGACUUGACAUUGUCAUACAAACUAAAGGCUUCAUCACAGUCUAGCAUAAGCACAUAAUUUUGUGCUUUCCUUGCACAUUCUAGGAAGACCGGCCGUUUUAUACCCCCAAAACUUUUGCUGCGGUGUGUAGUCACUUAACUUUGAAUUGCUCAUAGAGUACACAGGUAUAUACUAUGUACAUCUAUAUAAAUACAUAAACAGCAACAGAAUAAAACUAGAGUUAGGAGACGAAAUUGAAUUAAGAAUAGGCAAAUAGUGUAACGAGUCAGUAGCGGCGGCAAGGGGAUGUAUGGCGAGGGGGGGGGGGGGUAAUCACUCUCCCACUCUGCCGUAGCUAGCGCCGUCACAGCAACAAUGUUACAAGGACGGUCAUUCUGCACUGCCUGCCUUCAAACAACUUAUUCAUCGAUGCGUUCAUCAGACUUGAAUCUUAUUUUAAGGCUCAAAUUAAUGUCUUUUUGACGAAGAAUUUCUUAUCCCAUCAUUUUUACAAAGAGAUUUUUCAACUCAUUGUGAUCAGGCCGGAAUUUCACACAUUAAUUUAGUAAAUAGUGGUUUGAAUUCAACGCAUUAGAGUUUCAUUUUAAGGCAAAAGAUUGAAUUGAUUUUGAAUAAAUACGAAAAUGGCGAUGAAGCGAAAGCUGUUUGUGUGUUUGAUUGAUGGAUCAAAACAGCAAAGAGAAAGGUGAUUUUCAGGGGAAAAUCAUUGAUAGGUAAAUCUUGUUUUUAACAGGUGACUAAACAAGGCUACAAGGUUGUGCUAAAACAUUGUUUAAAUUUGCAAACAACAAUCGCGAUUACUUUUACAGGCGCACGUAUUGACCGUAUGCCUAUGUUUGGAUGUUUUCGAGGCAUUUUGUGUCAGUUAUGAGGGGUUCAGAAGACAAGUGAGUCUUGGUAGAGAGACGUCAGUGGAAAGAAGCUCUGUUAUUUUCAACAUUACAAAAUUGCUGAGAUGAAGAUUAUGAUUGCGACUAUAAUCGUGAUGGUCAUGAAACAAACAAUUUAUUGUGUUUUCUUUCGAGAAGUUCAAACAGAUGGCCUCCCUGGAAUUAAAUCCGGAACAGUAAUUAUUAGCAAGACAUUUCACGAAUGUGGCAUGGAGACAACAUGCAGAUAUGUUACUAAGAAUCUUGAAACAAACGUUUACAGAAAGUACAAAUCCAUAGAAAACAUACCACAGUCCGGCAAGAAUCUGAGCAUAUGGGAAAAGGUAAAUAAAAAAGGGGACUUUAACAAUUGCAAAGAAGCUUUGGAUAAUGGAAUUACAGUAAAUGCAACAAUAGAAAUACCUUGGGGAAAUGGGUCGCAUUUUCAAGCACCUUGCGAUAUGACCACGGACGGUGGCGGUUGGACGAUAAUACAAAGACGUCUGUAUGGAAAUGUGAGCUUUAUGAGGAAUUGGAACGAGUAUGCAAAGGGGUUUGGUGAGAUAAAUGGCGACUUCUGGUUGGGGCUCCGUGCAAUGCACCAACUCACGACAGGUAGCUACAAAACAUUACGAUUUGAUUUACUGAAUAUACAGCUACACCAAGGAUAUGCAAAGUACAGCCGAUUUGUGAUCAACAGCGAGGCAAAAGGUUUCUCCAUAAGCCUGGGUGACUAUGUGGGAAACAUUGGAGAUGCAAUGAGUGAAGUUAAUGGCUCAAAAUUUUCAACAGCAGAUCGAGAUAAUGAUAGCUUUGACAAAAACUGUGCUGAAGUUUUCAAAGGCCCGUGGUGGUACAAUUCGUGCUCGUUUGUCCGAUUAAACAGCCAGUUCUCCACAACCUCCAAAAUCAAUGCUGAAGAUCCUACUGACGUCAUGAAAUGGAAAAGUUGGGAAAACAGCAACACGACGAUCAUUCGAUCAGAAAUCAAGCUUCGUUGAGACGAAGGAUUUGAAGCUGGUCGUUAGAAGAACUAUACAUUUUUUUGUUAAGUAUAGGAUAGCAGUUUAAUUCUGUUCUUAGAGUAAGGCGUAUAACGUUGUAAUUUUAAAGCACAUCCAGUAUGAAUUAUAUUGCCAUUAACAUUUAACAAACGAAAUUCGAAGCAUUGAAAUUUAGAAGCACGGUAGAAAGUUUUAGUAAUCACAGAGAGGAUUAUACCAAACAAUUCUUUAGUUUCUGAAAAUCUCUUAAAAAAUAGCCUGAUUUACGAAACAAUAAGGACUAUCUGAAGGGAAAGCCUUAUGAUAAUUGUGUAGUUGUUUCUCUCGGUGUGUAUUUUGCGGAAAAUGGUACGUCUUUGGAGAGCCAUAUUUGAGAAAUUAUCGCUGUUCUAUAUCAUAACCAGGACAACAUUAUUCGCGGACUAAUUUUACCUGUCGUUUGUAUAUCAUUACUAAAAAAUUGAUUUUUCUGAA